This is a messenger RNA of Gavialis gangeticus (Gharial), 2670 nucleotides long. Its product is annotated as retinol dehydrogenase 12-like. Lineage: Eukaryota; Metazoa; Chordata; Crocodylia; Gavialidae. The transcript is spliced from 7 exons. Bases 82 to 1041 code for a protein of 319 amino acids. The record is from RefSeq and is a predicted model, not a curated record.
GUCCCUGCCUAUACUUAAUUCUCCCUCCCAGCUUCUCCGAUCGCUUCUGCUGGAUGACAGCCUGCGGCAGGAACAGCAACAAUGAUACUCGUCAUCUUGGGAACCCUUCUGGGAAUCGUCUUUGGUCCUUCUUUGUUCAUUUUAGUGCCCUACAUCAGGAAUUACUUUGCAGGAGCCAUUUGUAAGUCAAAGGCUAAGCUGAAUGGGAAGGUCGUUUUGAUCACAGGGGCCAACACAGGCAUUGGGAAAGAGACAGCUAGAGAUCUUGCAAAAAGAGGUGCCAGAGUGAUUCUGGCCUGCAGAGACACAGCAAAGGGGGAAGUGGCCGCCUGUGAGAUCCGAGCUGAGACAGGAAACCAGCAAGUAAUUAUGAAGAAACUGGAUUUGGCGGAUACUAAGUCUAUUCGACAGUUUGCUGAGAACUUUCUAGCAGACGAGAAAGAGCUCCAUAUUCUCAUUAACAAUGCAGGAGUAAUGUUGCACCCUUAUGCCAAGACAGUGGAUGGCUUUGAGAUGCAUCUAGGAGUCAAUUACCUUGGUCACUUCCUCCUGACCUUCCUGCUCUUGGAACGCCUGAAGCAGUCGGCCCCAGCCCGCAUCGUAAAUGUGUCCUCACUGGCCCAUCUCGUGGGCAGGAUCCGCUUCCAUGACCUCCAAGGGGAGAAAUUCUACCAACGGGGCCUGGCUUACUGCCAAAGUAAAGUGGCUAAUGUCCACUUCACGCGGGAGCUGGCCAGGAGGCUGCAAGGCACUGGAGUCACAGUAAAUGCGCUGCAUCCUGGCACUGUGCAGUCUGAGUUGACCCGGUACUCAUCUGUAGUGUCCCUGCUGUGGAAGAUGUUUUCUUUCUUCUUGAAGACUCCACAAGAAGGAGCCCAGACCAGCAUUUAUUGUGCAGUAGCAGAGGAGCUGGAAUCCGUGACAGGACAGUAUUUCAGUGACUGUCAGCCAGCAUAUGUGUCUGCUCAUGGCCGGGAUGACGAGACAGCAAAGAAGCUUUGGAAAGUCAGCUGUGAGCUCCUGGGCAUCCAGUGGGACUGAACAGUAGAAAUUAAUAGCUGGAUGGACUCCGUGGCUCCUGGUGAUCUUCUCAUCUGGGAACUGGAAACGGGUCCACCUGACAACACCUGGUGCAUCCAGCUGCCCUACCAGUGGUUUUUGGAUAUAACUUAAAACGUGUAAAUAUUUUAUGUUUAAAAGAAAUGAGACCAAUGGGUAGAGGUUCAGGACAGAAAUGCAGUGAGUUGGCAUCUUCUCUCACCGUUUUUGAUUUGCAUUCCCAGGCUAUCCCAUAGCUGGCAUUCUUUCCCCAGGGCCAGCUUAGAAGAGGGACUGCAGGCUAUUUUGGUUAGCAAUGCAAGGCAACAUAAAGAUUUUGCUUUUGGAAGGGUCUUUUUGCAGCCCUGAACCCCAACUGUAACCAGGUCAGUUGGAGAUGUUCCCUAGCAAUUUGAGCCAUUUGGUCAUCUCAGCUAUAGGACUUGGGAGCAGGUUCUUUUAGCUGGGAGACAUAGCACCUCAGGCCAUAUCUAGCUGAACCACAUCUUCCGUGAUUCUUGAUAUUCUCCUCUCUGAGUGGCAGGCUGUAUCACAAAGGGACAAUUUCUUAAUUUUCAGAGAGAAAUUGUAGCCUUCAUUAUUGUCCAUCACUUGAACCUUCUACUAAGGUCUCAUUGUGCUAUGCACUGUUUAAACACAGUUAAUGAAAAACACUACUCCCUAACUCUUUAGGGACUGAGACCGAAGUACUCAAGAGUGAUGUAAGCACUUAAUGCCUCCUUUUUGUCACUUCCACCUAAUGUGGGUUGCAAGAGACAAGCUGUGCUGAGCUGCCAAAGGACCUACUUUUUUUUUAGAAGGAGAGAAGUUUAACAUAUCUUACACUGUUCUACACUGAGGUCAUAAUACUGUGACAGUAAAAAAGACAUGUACUGGAACAGUGUUACAGUUGAAUACAGUAGGGAGGAAGUUGCCUGUGGAGAAGGGGAGCAGGGAACAUAAAGAGUAUGUUAUGCAGAAUACGUCUAAUGCUAGGAACUGUCAUCUACUUAGCCAGGCUAGAAUUCAAGCCCACACUCUUGAGUUUGCUCACCUGAUAGCAGCUCUUAGAAGUGAAGCUACAUGUGCAGUAGGCAGGCCAAGGAGGGAUCAGCCCUAGUCCAAAGUGGCAGUAGCCACAGGGCAUACUUCAUUUUACAAAGACAUUGUCCUGCCCAGUAAGUCUAGGAAGAGAAUGGCUAAGGCUGCCAUAUGAUCCUAGUGACACUUUAGUCUUGUUCUAUUGUGAAGGGCAAGUUUGUAACUGCUGCACCUAUACAAAAGCCAAACACUCACAGAAACAGUUGCCAAGUUGCAAUGUUGCUUCUGUGUUGUACGCCCAACCGCAAAUAAUUUAUUGGAUGGGUCACAUGCCUAAAGACUCUCACUUCAGGUAGGGUAGCACAGCUGGUGCGGUUUUCUAAUCAGGGGAGAUGAUCUACAUCAUUUUAAGUUUGUCCAUAAUAUGGUCACUUCUGAAGAGCAUUUGCUUUAAGAAACAGGUUUUUAUUUCUUUGUGAAGUUAGCAGCAACUUUCUGGCUGGAGGCUGGCACUGCAAGUCAAGCCCCAGCUAUCUCUUGAGGUUUACUAAAUAAAGCAAUUCCCAUUUGAUGCCACUGUUUUAGGUCUUC